Messenger RNA from Oncorhynchus gorbuscha (pink salmon), 1479 nucleotides. RefSeq names its product V-type proton ATPase subunit D-like. Gene Ontology annotation, molecular function: proton-transporting ATPase activity, rotational mechanism. The record is from RefSeq and is a predicted model, not a curated record. Bases 214 to 960 code for a protein of 248 amino acids. Gene Ontology annotation, cellular component: proton-transporting V-type ATPase complex. The transcript is spliced from 9 exons. Lineage: Eukaryota; Metazoa; Chordata; Actinopteri; Salmoniformes; Salmonidae.
UGUUAACAACACAGUCACAUGACUACUAACCAGCUGAUGUCUUUUCGCACUAGAAUAUCAUGAAGAUCACGACAUCGGUUACAAAUCUGUCAUCCUCAAGGUGUAAUAAACGUAGUGCAAUAUAUUUUAUUGAUUAUUAGAGAUAUCUGUUUGCCGUCACGUCAUCCAGACGGAAUUGAAGUACAGAAGACUGUUUCUAGCCAAAAAAACAAGAUGUCAGGAAAAGAGAGGAUCGACGUAUUCCCCUCUAGAAUGGCUCAGACCAUCAUGAAGGCCCGUCUGAAGGGGGCCCAGACUGGCAGGAACCUACUGAAGAAGAAGGCUGAUGCUCUCUCCAUGCGCUUCCGUCAGAUCCUCCGCAAGAUCAUUGAGACAAAGACCUUGAUGGGCGAAGUGAUGAGGGAGGCGGCCUUCUCUUUAGCUGAGGCGAAAUUCGCUGCUGGCGACUUCAGCACUACUGUCAUCCAGAAUGUUAACAAGGCCAAGGUGAAGGUUCGGGCGAAGAAGGACAACGUGGCAGGUGUCACUCUACCCGUGUUUGAGCUCUACCAAGAAGGAGGGGACAGUUAUGAGCUGACAGGUCUGGCCAGGGGAGGAGAGCAGCUCUCCAGGCUGAAGAGGAACUAUGCUAAAGCAGUGGAGCUGCUCGUGGAGUUGGCCUCCUUACAGACUUCCUUCGUCACACUGGAUCAAGCCAUCAAGAUCACCAACCGCCGUGUGAAUGCCAUCGAGCAUGUAAUCAUCCCCCGCAUUGAGCGUACCCUCAGCUACAUCAUCACAGAGCUGGAUGAGAGGGAACGAGAAGAGUUCUACAGGCUGAAGAAGAUCCAGGAGAAGAAGAAGCAGAUGAGGGAGAGGACUGAGAAGGAGAUCGCCAUCCGUCUGGCCAAGCUGGGCCCCAUCGCUGAGCCGUCCAACAUGCUGAUGGAGGAAACCGACGAGGACCUGCUGUUUGAGUGACAUCCCAUUAGUCAUCCUAUUUAUUCAUGUUGUCUUUGUGUACACCGGUGAUGUUUUGUCGUUUUCAGUAUUGGAGAUGUCCCAGAUGAGCUUUAAACUUUAAAGUCAGAACUUUGCUCACAGCAGUUCACUAGUGCAUUGACGUUGUUAAAUCUGACAUUCGUUAUCUUUUGGAUACUUAAAGCAGCAAAUAAAAUAUAGAUUAAGUAAAGUAACAUGGUUUACAUAUGUGGCCUGUAUUCAGCAUUCCAUCUGAUUGGAUGAGGACAUAGAUACGUUUACGGUUUCACCAGAACACUCAAAACAAUGCGUGCCGUUGUUCUUUUCCCCCGAAGUGUCUGCUUUGUGGAGGCUAGUCCCGUCCAUGUGGGGUUAUCCGAAGUGUCUGCUUUGUGGAGGCUAGUCCCGUCCAUGUGGGGUUAUAAUAAACAGACUUACAUUCUAUGGCAUUGACCCUUUACAGGAGGAUGGCUAACAUGUAGGUACCUCAUCCAAAUAAAGAUUCUGUAUAUUCCUCAA